Messenger RNA from Coturnix japonica (Japanese quail), 1360 nucleotides. RefSeq names its product immediate early response 3 (gene IER3). The record is from RefSeq and is a predicted model, not a curated record. Gene Ontology annotation, biological process: negative regulation of apoptotic process. NCBI's taxonomy places the organism in Eukaryota, Metazoa, Chordata, Aves, Galliformes, Phasianidae.
GAGGUACGGCCGCCAUUUUGUUUGGAGGCCGCGGACGAGUUGUAAUGGCUGCCACAGCAACGACGGCAACGGCGGCGGCUCCGGGGGGUGUUUGGGGGGGUCUCACCCCGUCCCCUCCGCGUUACUUCACCUUCGACAUCCCCCCGACCCACAGCGGGACCCCAAGGCCGCGUCGACGGCACCGACGGGUCCUAUAUCCACCUGUGGUACGACGGCCGCCCCCAACAGAAGAAGCCAGCCCGGCCGCGCGGCUCCUACUGGUGUUGUUGGCUGUGGUCGGUGUUCAGGUGUACAGCGCGCCAACGGACGCGGUGACAACGCAACUAGAGGCGGCCAUGACACCCGAGGUGGUCGUGGGGACAACUCAACUGGGAGAGGCGGCCAUGACACCCGAGGUGGUCGAGGUGACAACACAACCCGGGUUGGUGGCCAUGACACCCGAGAUGGUCAUGGGGACAACACAACUGGGAGAGGCGGCCAUGACACUUGAGGUGGUUGGGAAGACGACACAACCCGGGUUGGUGGCCAUGGGGACAACACAACCUGGGUUGGUGGCCAUGACACCUGAGGUGGUUGGGAAGACGACACAACUGGGAGUGGCGGCCAUGACACCUGAGGUGGUUGGGAAGACGACACAACCCGGGUUGGUGGCCAUGACACCUGAGGUGGUUGAGGUGACAAAGGAACUGGGAGAGGUGGCCAUGGGGACAACACAACCGGGAGAGGCGGCCAUGACACCCGAGAUGGUCGCGGUGACGACACAACCGGGAGAGGUGGUGAUGGUGACACCCGAGAUGGUGAUGGUGACACCCACGGUGGUCGCGGUGACGUUGAACGCGUCAUCGUUACCCCCCUACGUGUCACCACAACCCGAAGAGUUGGACGUGGGGACAACACCAACACGACCUGAAGAAUUGGUGACACAGGAGAUGGUGGUGGCGCUGCCCGGCCCCACAGCGACAACGUGCCCAUCCAAUGGGGGGCAGGUGACACCCAUGGGUACCCCCUACCCACGGUUGUUGCCGUCGCCAACCCUACGGGCCUACAACGUCACCGCACACUGACUGUCCACCCUGUUGUCUGGGUGACGCCGUAUGACCGUCACCUCCCCAUGGAGGUGACACCCAUGGAUAUAGGGACGGCUCUGGGGGACCACGAUGGCACCAAGCACCCAUGGGUGCCCCUACCUCACCCUCAGAGAUGGCCCCAGUUCUUUGUGUGGGUCACGUUGAUAUUUAUUGGUCUAUUUAUUUAAAGCGUUUAUUUAAUUGUAGGGUUAUUUAAUAUUUAACACUAUUUAUUUCGGGGCUGUUUGAACCCCGAUUUUGGGUUAUUUAUUACAGAAAUGAGUUGUUUACAA